UCCCGCGGGCAGAGAAACCGUCCAGGCGUUCACCCGGCAGCCUCUGCGGCUGGCGUUCUGUCACCCUAGCAACCGGCCCUGAACUAGACGGCUCGAGAAACCGCGCAUGGUUCCGUCACAUCCCGCACCAAGGCUGGCGCUGGUCGGCCGGCGGCGGGGGGCACUUUAGAAAAACCACUUACAAGAAUAUAUGGAAUUCUUAGUGAUAUCAAAACAGUUUCUCUGAAAAUUUGGCUAAUUACAGAAUUAUGGUUCGACUAACAGUGGAUCUAGUUGCUAAAAGCAUCAAUCACAAAAACCGCAAAGAAGAAUCUCUGGCACAGUACCUGAGGAAGAUAACUCACCUGAACUUAUCAGAUAAAAAUAUUGAUACAAUUGAUGACCUCUCUUUGUGCAGAAAUCUUAAUGUCCUGUAUUUGUAUGAUAACCAAAUUAGACAAAUCCAUAACUUGUGCUUUGCUUCAAAUCUAACACACCUGUACCUGCAAAACAAUUGCAUUUCAUGUAUAGAGAACCUCACAUCACUGAAAAAACUUGAGAAACUGUAUCUGGGGAGCAAUUACAUCACAGUAGUAGAGGGCUUGGAAACAUUAGAAGAACUGAGAGAGCUACAUGUUGAAAGCCAGCGGCUUCCUCUUGGAGAAAAGCUCUUGUUUGAUCCAAGAACUCUUCAUUCCCUGGCAAAAUCUUUGUCAGUGUUGAAUAUCAGCAAUAACAAUAUAGAUGAACUGGGAGAAUUAGCACUUCUGGAAAAUAUUUCUCAUCUUAUAGCAGUUGACAACCAACUUCACCAUGUGAAGGAUUUGGAGUUUGUAUUGAACAAAUGGACCAAGCUGUGCAGAAUGGAUCUUAAAGGGAAUCCUGUUUGCCGCAAACCAAAAUACAGGGACAGGCUUAUUAUACAGUCAAAAACUCUAGAAUCCCUUGAUGGGAAAGAAAUAAAAGAAAUAGAAAGACAAUUCCUAAUGAAUUGGAAAGCAUCCAAAGCCUCUAGGAAAAAAAGCAAGGAAGAGAGCAUGACAAAUGAACAUGCAGUUUAUCCACAUUUCUAUGACUUUGGAACAGGCCAUCCCAUUGUUCCUGUUUAUUACAAUCCUUCUGGAAAAGGAAAACCAAAAUUUGUUAUUUUAUCUGAGCUACAUAGGUCUCCACAUAACAGAGAAGAACCUCUGCAAAGACCCCAGGAAGGAAGUAAUGUUAAUGUUAGCAAAAAAUUCAGUCACCUGACCUUGAAAGACUCUCAAAGUUCACUGCUAAUAAAAGAUCUAUCGGAACCUCAUCUCCUCAGUUAGAUACCCCUGUAACCAGCGGCUGCAGAGACAACUACAUCUUUCUGUUCACUUCAUUCUCAACAGAAUUUAUUGCAACAUCAUAAUUAGAGUAUAUCAGAGCCAGUGAUGAAAUGAUCCAAGCAAGAGCCUAAUAUUUUAAUUAAAAAAAACACUAAAUAUUUUGUACAAGAAGAUUUUUCCUUUUUUGCUCACAUAGGAGAGUGUGACCACUAUUUUGCAUAAUACGUGUGGAUGCAUUAAUUUAUGCUUAUUUUAUGGUAACAUCUUUUGAAAUAAAAGGCUUUCAGUUUGGUGAUAGUUUCAUUUAUAUGAGAGAAAUGCUAUAACUACCAAUUAUACAGAUUUUGCUUCCAUUAAAAUCUGAAAAUUAUUAAUGGCUAUUUGAAUACAAAUUUACAUGGAUAAUCUUGACAAUUAUCAGUCUGUUUUGAACUUAUAUUUUUGGGAAAUAUUUGUUAAGAUGUUUGUAGUGAGGCAACUCAAUUAUGGUGAUUCCAGGUAAUCUGCUUUCAAGCCUGGGCAUGGUACAGAAACUGCAGCAGUUGCAUCGAUUUGACCUCCUGGCAAUAAAUGAAGACCAAGUGUCCAUGCUGAUUUUUCUUAGAUCUAUCAGCAGUCUCUGAUGACACUGAUCCUAAAAUUUUGUGUAAAUGAUUGUGGUCCUGAACAACCUAGU
Messenger RNA from Trachemys scripta elegans, 1968 nucleotides. RefSeq names its product protein phosphatase 1 regulatory subunit 42 (gene PPP1R42). NCBI's taxonomy places the organism in Eukaryota, Metazoa, Chordata, Testudines, Emydidae. The record is from RefSeq and is a predicted model, not a curated record. Gene Ontology annotation, molecular function: protein binding. The transcript is spliced from 9 exons. The coding region runs from base 249 to 1292 and encodes 347 amino acids.